UCCCCUUCCGGGCCCGCCCCGGUGUUGGCUCUGCCGGCGCCAUCGCGGCGCGGCCGCCCCGUGCCGGGGGCUCCCGGUGCCGCCGCCUCCCGCCCGCGGCAGCGAUGCAGCGGGCUGCAGUGGCGUUUGAGGACGUGGCCAUCUACUUCUCCCCCGAGGAGUGGGUAGAGCUGGCGGCGUGGCAGCGGGAGCUGUACCAGGAGGUGAUGAUGGACAACUACGACCUGGUCGCCUGCCUGGGCUCUGUUGACGUCUCAUCCAAGCUCAUCCACAAAAUGGAGCCUGAGGAGGCGCUGUGCGGGGGGGCUCCCCCUGGUGAUGGGGACGGAGCAACUCCCGACACCGCUGGCAUUGCUGCCCGGGGCAGGACGUCUGGCGAGGACCCGCCUGGCGACGGUGACCAGGGACACUGGGUCCCACCUGCGCCGCUGGCCGGGGGUGCCGAGGAGCUGGGGUGCCCCCCUCUGUGCCCUGGCUGGUGCGAGGCAGGGACCUGGGGCUCCCCCGGGAGGAUGGGGGCGUGGGAGCGGGGCGAGUGGCCGCUGGAGCCGGUGGCGGCCGGGGGGCUCCUCAUCUGCGGCACCUGCGGGGAGAAAUUCGAGGACGCGGCCAGCCUGGGCGCACACCAGGGCGAGCACCUCGGCCCGGUGCCCACCCACGAGUGCGCAGCCUGCGGGAAGGUUUUCCAGCACCACCGCAACCUCCUGACGCACAAGAAGCACCGGGGCCGGCACCAGCACGCCUGCGCCGAGUGCGGCUGCACCUUCUGCCUGAGAGGGGACCUGCUGCGGCACCGGGCCUGCCACGCGGGCGAGGGCAGCUACCCCUGCACGCUCUGCGGCCGGCGCUUCCGCCACAAGCGGGACCUGCAGGCGCACCGCCAGGAGCACGCGGCCGCCGCGCCGCGCCAGUGCCCCGAGUGCGAGAAGCGCUUCGAGGACGAGGCCAGCCUGAGCCGGCACCGGGCCACCCACGUCGAGGAGCGGCCCUUCGUCUGCAGGCGCUGCGGCCGCAGCUUCAGCUGGAAGGAGAGCCUGAUGAUCCACCAGCGCAGCCACGCGCCCGAGCGCUCCCACAAGUGCCCCGUCUGCGGCCGCAGCUUCAGCCGCAGCGGGAACCUGCUGGUGCACCAGCGCGUGCACACGGGCGAGCGGCCCUACGCCUGCACCCAGUGCGACAAGGCCUUCUGCAACAAGGCCAACCUCAUCACGCACAAGAAGCUCCACCGGCGCUACAAGACUUUUGCCUGCGCCCAGUGCAGGCUGGGCUUCAGCUCCAAGAGCAAGCUGCUCCUGCACCUGCGGGCGCAUGGGGACAGCGGGACCUUCGGCACGGGGGGCGACCCGCCGGACGGGCGGCCGUCGCUCCGUGGUUACGUGCAGUUUGCCAGAGGCCCCCUGGGCACAGAGCAUUUGGCCAACAAAGGUGGUGGCAGCACCGGGUGCCCUGAGGAGCAGAGAGCUUCUCGAGGAGUGGUAACAUGUGGGUCCGCGUGUGUCGGAGGGGAAGUCCGGGCGUUCGCAGGGAGCAGCGCGGCUGGAGGCGGCUGUCCUGUCCCUCGGGCAGGAUUUCCUGGCGGGACCCCGAGACCCCCGGCGAUGGAGCCCGAGGAGAAGCCGUUCGUGGGGGACCCCCGGGGUGGGGGGCGCAGGGGAGUCCCUGGCCCCCGCAGUGCAGGAAAGGGCUGGGCUGGUGUGAAGCACGAGAUUGUGGUGAAAAUGGAGCCGGAGGACGAGUCGGACAUCGGGUACCCCCAGGGCCCAGGGGCGGGGGCUGCUGCCCCUGGCGUCCCCAGUGUCCCCAGCAUCCCCGGGGUCCCCAACACCAGCAUCAAAACAGAGGUCGUCAUCAAAACCGAGCCUGAGGACGACUCCUACGGUGACUGCUGCCCACGGGAGAAGGAGGAGCCCCCUGACCCCGCUGCCUGCGAUGCCAAGCCCGAAGUGAUUGUGAAGGUGGAGCCGGAGGAGGAGGCGUACAUCGGGUGUCCCCAGGGCCUGGGUGACCCAGGAGGCGCAGGUGCAGGAGAAGCGUCCCAAGGAGGAGCCAGAGGACGUGAAACCAGAGGUGGCUCUGCUGGAGAAAAGCCCGGAGGCUGCGCCCCGUGUCAGCCAGUGGAUGGUGCAGCCGGUGCGAGGCGGCGUGACCGAGCCCCGGGGCUCUGUGUGGGGACAGGCACGGCUCCUGUCCCACCAGCGAGCACCGCUGGGCACAAAGUCACGUCGGCACCUGGCACUGAGCCGGCCCGGCGGCCCCGCAGCCACGGCACCGAGCGGCCCUUCGCCUGCAGCGAGUGCGGGAAGAGCUUCCAGCACCGGGGGAACCUCAUCACCCACCUCCGCGUGCACACCGGGGAGAAGCCCUUCGCCUGCACCGUCUGCGGGAAGAGCUUCAGCCAGAAGGGCGACCUGAUGCGGCACCAGCGCAUCCACACGGGCGAGAAGCCCUUCGAGUGCACCGUCUGCGGGAAGAGCUUCUGCUCCAAGCAAACCUUCAUCCUGCACCAGCGCAUCCACACGGGCGAGAAGCCCUUCUCCUGCACCGAGUGCGGCAAGAGCUUCAACCGCAAGGCCAACUUCAUCACGCACCAGAAGAUCCACCGCGGCGAGCGGCCUUUCAUCUGCGCCGAGUGCGGCAAGGGCUUCUGCGCCAAGAAGACCUUCAUCCUACACCAGAAGAUCCACGUCGGCGACCGGCCCUUCGGCUGCAGCGAGUGCGGGAAGAGCUUCAGCCGCAACGGCGACCUGACGCGGCACCAGCGCAUCCACACGGGCGAGCGCCCCUUCGCCUGCGCCGACUGCGGCAAGUGCUUCAGCCACAACGGCGAGCUGAUCAAGCACCAGCGCAUCCACACGGGCGAGAAGCCCUUCACCUGCACCGAGUGCGGCAAGAGCUUCAACCGCAAGGGCACGCUCAUCACCCACCAGCGCAUCCACACCGGCGAGCGCCCCUUCGUCUGCCCCGAGUGCGGCAAGACCUUCAACCUCAAGACCACGCUGAUGAAGCACAAGCGCAUCCACACGGGCGAGCGUCCCUUCACCUGCCUGGAGUGCGGGAAGAGCUUCAAGUACAAGGGCAACCUGCGGACGCACCACCUCACCCACACGGUAGAGCGGGUCUACCCCUGCACCGAGUGUGGCAAGAUCUUCAGCCACAAGAAGGAGCUGACCGUGCACCAGGGCACGCACACGGAGGAGCGGCUCCUGUCCUGCUACCGGGACGGGGAGUCCUUCAGCCCCUUCCUCCCCGUGCACCCGCUGCUCAUGUCCUGCACCCAGCUCCAGGUGCCGCUGGAGGCCCUGUCCAAGUACAAGUAG
Cygnus olor (mute swan) is the source of this 3317-nucleotide messenger RNA. RefSeq names its product zinc finger protein 135-like. The record is from RefSeq and is a predicted model, not a curated record. Bases 105 to 3317 code for a protein of 1070 amino acids. Gene Ontology annotation, biological process: regulation of transcription by RNA polymerase II. Gene Ontology annotation, molecular function: RNA polymerase II cis-regulatory region sequence-specific DNA binding; DNA-binding transcription factor activity. NCBI's taxonomy places the organism in Eukaryota, Metazoa, Chordata, Aves, Anseriformes, Anatidae. The transcript has 10 exons.